AUGACGCAGAGGCUCUUAGAAGACUGGUGCCGGGGGAUGGACAUGAACCCGCGGAAAGCUCUGUUGAUUGCCGGCAUCCCCGUGUCCUGUAACGAGGCGGAAAUCCAGGAGGCUCUGCAGGCGGGGUUAGCGUCCCUGGGACAGUACCGACUGCUGGGGAGGAUGUUCAGAAGGGACGAGAACAAGAUUGUGGCCCUGAUAGGACUUAGUGAAGAGACUAGCCUGGCUGUGGUCCCUAAGGAGAUACCGGGGAGAGGGGGAGCCUGGCGAGUGAUCUUUAAGCCCCCUGACCCAGAUAAUGAAUUUUUAAACAGAUUAAAUGAAUUCUUGGAAGGAGAGGGCCUGACAGUGGCGGAGUUUACCAGCGCCCUUGGGUAUGGGAACGACCCUUUUGACCUAGACCAGAGCUUAGUCCCACAAGUGGGGGCCCCUAUGUUGGCUGAGGCGUUAGACGAGGCCCUUCAGCCUGCCCUGCAAUACCUGAGAUACAGGAAGCUGAGAAUCUUCUCUGGCAGUGACCCGCCAGAGCCGGGAGAAGAAGGAUUUGAUUCCUGGCUGUUUCACACCACCCAAAUGAUGAAGACAUGGCAGGUGGCAGAUGCAGAAAAACGAAGGCGAUUGCUCGAAUGCCUUCGAGGACCGGCACUUGAUGUCAUUCGGGUCCUCAAGAUAAACAAUCCUUUAAUUACGGUCCCCGAAUGCCUGCAAGCACUUGAGCAGGUAUUUGGGGUUAUCGAUAAUCCAAGGGAGUUGCAGGUCAAAUUUCUAACCACUUACCAGAAGGCUGAGGAAAAGUUGUCUGCUUACGUGCUAAGGCUGGAGCCUUUAUUACAGAAACUGGUAGAGAGGGGGGCAAUUGAGAAAGAAGUUGUGAAUCAGGCUCGCCUAGACCAAAUCCUUGCUGGGGCGGAGGACAGAACACUGCGGAGGAAGCUUGAUCUGCCAGAGGCCGGCCCAGCACCUGGCUUACUGCAGUUACUGACACUGAUAAAGGAAGAAGAGGCAGCCGAGGAUGAGGAGGACGCCCUUCUGCAGGCAGGAUUAGAGGGAAAUUUCACCUGA
Molecule: messenger RNA, 1062 nt
Organism: Orycteropus afer afer
Lineage: Eukaryota; Metazoa; Chordata; Mammalia; Tubulidentata; Orycteropodidae
Gene: MOAP1
Product: modulator of apoptosis 1
Exons: 1
Coding region: 1-1062 (353 amino acids)
Biological process (GO): regulation of apoptotic process
Source: RefSeq, a predicted model, not a curated record